AUAUAUAUUGAAGCAUAGAACAAAUCUAGGUUUAGUUCUGUUUCGUGCUUUCACAUCCAUCUUUAUCUCUAAAAAAGCUGACAAAAUUUAAUCAGAUUUUUUAGCACAUUGUAGCGUAAAUGACUUAUUCCACUCAAACAAUGUGGUUGGAGGAAGGUGAAAAAAUGAUGGCAAUGUGGCCAGACGUUGUUCGUGAUAUCAAAGAAUCGAUUACGGAUUUGGACAUUUUAGAUGUUUCUAAAUGGAUGGAAAAGGUAUUAAAUUAUAAUGUCCCCAAUGGAAAGAAAAUGCGUGGCUUAAUAUCAAUUUAUACCUAUAAGUCGCUAGUACCUAAUGAACAAUUGUUAGAGGAUGAUGUUCGUCGAAUACACAUUUUAGCAUGGUGUGUAGAACUGAUGCAAGCAUAUUUCAUCAUAGUCGACGACAUCCAAGAUCGAUCAUUACUUCGUCGAGGUCAACCAUGUUGGUAUCGGUACAAUGAUAUAGGUUUAGGAGCAAUCAACGAUGGUUUGAUAUUAAUGAGUGCUAUGUUUUAUCUUAUUCAAAAAUACUUUAAAGAAAAAGAAUACUACGUUAAUUUACUAGAAACCUUCCAAAAUAUUAUAUGGAAGACAGUAAUCGGUCAAAGUUUAGAUUUGAUUUCUACUAAUUUUGGAAAGAAGCCAAAUUUGAAUCUGUUUACCAUGGACCGGUAUAAUUCCCUUAUUAAGUACAAAACAGCGUAUUACUCCUUUUUGUUGCCAGCAACGGCAGCAAUGCAUAUGGCUGGAAUAAAAGACCCAGAGAUAUUUAGGCAAGCAGAAACAAUUUUACUAGAAAUGGGACAUUUAUUUCAAGUCCAAGAUGAUUACUUAUCUUGUUUCGCGGAUUCAGAAAUCUGCAAGGAUAAUACUGAUAUACAGGAAGGAAAAUGUACGUGGUUAGUUGUUGUGGCUCUUCAACGCGCCACUCCGGAACAGCGUAAAAUUUUAGAAGAAUGUUACGGAGUUUCGGAGCCAGAGAAAGUAAACCGCGUGAAACAGCUUUUCACCGAUCUGGAUUUGCCGAACAUAUAUUCCAUUUACGAAGAAGAGACAUACAAUCUUUUAAAUGUUCAUAUACAGCAAAUGUCACCCGGGCUUCCACAUAGUCUUUUUUUUAAUUUAUUAGACAGGGUUUAUCACAGAAAAUCAUAAAAUAAAAUAAUCGUGUACAUUGAAGAAAGAAUUUGUGUCGGAAUAAAUAUACAAAGAAUAAGGAAAGUAAUACUUAGUUUUAAUCGGUAGAGAGGAAACAAUUAAAAAAAAAAAUACUUAUUUAGAAGAUGCUGUUGUCUGUUUUGUGUAAUUUUUUAGAAUAUGUUGCGGGUAAAAGAGAAGCGAAAUGAAAGAAAAAUGAAGAAGGAAACAGAAGAAAUAAAUUUAAAAAAAAGACCGUCUUGCUCACGGUUUUUGACCGUGGUUUCCCGUGAGACAAAGGGCGAAUGCCGAGACGGGGACAGAGGAGCCCAUAGAGGGCGAAAGGGUCCACGGGAAGUUACUUCCCCCAUGUCUGAAGAUGAAGAAAGAAGGGAACAAAAAACAGCGAAAUAGGAACUCUGGGAAGAGAGGAGAAAAUAAAAGAAAAUGGGUAAACGGAGAAUGAUUUGUUUUGGACAGAAGAAGCAAGAAGUUCUCAAGGAAAAAAAAGGAAAGGCAUGUAAAAGCGAGGAAAUAGGAUUAAGAAUAAUAAAAAAGUUGUAGAAAGAAAAGAAGUUGGAUUG
Molecule: messenger RNA, 1741 nt
Organism: Monomorium pharaonis (pharaoh ant)
Lineage: Eukaryota; Metazoa; Arthropoda; Insecta; Hymenoptera; Formicidae
Product: farnesyl pyrophosphate synthase
Exons: 7
Coding region: 120-1175 (351 amino acids)
Biological process (GO): trans, trans-farnesyl diphosphate biosynthetic process
Cellular component (GO): cytoplasm
Molecular function (GO): dimethylallyltranstransferase activity; (2E,6E)-farnesyl diphosphate synthase activity
Source: RefSeq, a predicted model, not a curated record